CAACUGCGGGAACUCAGAGUCUCCUGGAAGCAUGGUGGUGGUGGUGGUGUUGGUUGUGGAGAUGGUGGUGGAUGUGGAGGUUUUGGAGGAGGAGGUGGUGGUGGUGGAGGUGGAGGUGGAGGUGGAGGAGGUGGUGGACGAGAUGGUGGUUGUGGUGGUGGCGGUGGCGGUGGUUGUGGAGGUAGUGAAUGUGGUAGUGAAAGUGGUGGAGUUGGAUGUGGAAGUGGAGGUGGUGUCAUUUUUUAA
Prunus armeniaca (apricot) is the source of this 246-nucleotide messenger RNA. The record is from the annotation of a GenBank genome assembly. NCBI's taxonomy places the organism in Eukaryota, Viridiplantae, Streptophyta, Magnoliopsida, Rosales, Rosaceae.